This is a messenger RNA of Aspergillus saccharolyticus JOP 1030-1, 1041 nucleotides long. RefSeq names its product F-actin-capping protein subunit beta (gene cap2). The transcript has 5 exons. Gene Ontology annotation, molecular function: actin filament binding. The coding region runs from base 89 to 889 and encodes 266 amino acids. The record is from RefSeq and is a predicted model, not a curated record. Lineage: Eukaryota; Fungi; Ascomycota; Eurotiomycetes; Eurotiales; Aspergillaceae. Gene Ontology annotation, biological process: cell morphogenesis; actin cytoskeleton organization; barbed-end actin filament capping. Gene Ontology annotation, cellular component: actin cortical patch; cytoplasm; F-actin capping protein complex.
CCGGGCCGAAGAGGAAGGUAAUACGGAGUACGAAAGUAAACAGCAACCUAAACACAGCAGCAUUUAUCCUCACCAACUCCUCAUAAACAUGGCUGACGCGCAAUACGAUAGUGCGCUGGAUCUCCUCCGGCGCCUCAACCCCCGCGACACCAAGCAGAAUCUGCAGGCCAUUACCACCAUUGUUCCCGACCUGACUGAGGAUCUUUUGUCUUCUGUAGAUCAACCGUUGGAAGUCCGCCGCUGCCCCAAGACGAACCGGGAUUACCUGCUCUGCGACUACAAUCGCGAUGGCGAUAGCUACCGGUCACCCUGGAGCAAUGAAUUCGACCCUCCGCUCGAUGACGGAACCGUGCCUAGUGAGCGGGUGAGAAAGCUUGAGGUCGCUGCCAACGAGGCCUUUGAUGUGUACCGGGAGCUUUACUACGAGGGCGGCGUGGGGAGCGUCUACUUCUGGGAUCUGGACGACGGGUUCGCGGGUGUCAUUCUCUUAAAGAAAGGAGUAACCCCUGGUGCGAAGAGCGCAGGCGAGUGGGACAGCAUCCACGUCUUCGAGGCCACCGAUCGGGCUCGCAUGUCUCACUACAAAUUGACCAGUACGGUCAUUCUUCACCUGGCGAAUGAGUCCGAAGCGCUGGGAGAGAUGGACCUCAGCGGGAACAUGACCCGCCAGGUGGAGGUCGAUCUACCUGUUGAGUCAGACGCAAGCCACGUUGCAAAUGUUGGUCGGCUUGUGGAGGAUAUGGAGUUGAAGAUGAGGAACCUGCUGCAGGAGGUAUACUUCGGCAAGGCUAAGGAUGUUGUGGGUGAACUGCGUAGUCUUUCGUCCUUGACUGAGGCGAACAAGGAGCGGGCUAAUCACGCUGAGAUGAUCAGAUCCAUGCAGCGGUGAUGUAAAUGUUUACCUGGGUUUUGUAAGAGCGAAAGAAUGUUUCUAUCUGUCGUCAUUUAGACGUUUGACCGUUUAUCCUGCGAGUUUGCUGUUCACUGGAUUGUAUGUAGUCUAAGGCUCCUGGGGAUCCGAUUAUAACUUAAAUAUGGCUC